AGCAGCCCACCACGGGUGACAUCAGCCACACCUGUACCCAGCAGCCCACCAUGGCGUGUUAUGACAGAGGUCACCAGGCCUGAGUCCACAAUACCGGCUGGAAGAUCUUUGGCAGACAUCACCUCAAGUGCAAAGGAAGACACUAGCCCAGCGGUCAUCUCCACCCAUCCACAGAGGUCAUUUCCGAGUCCAGCCUAUCAGGUCACAGAUCAGACAGCAGGGAACUUGAUCCUAGAUAUUCCUGCUUUUCAAGCUGACAGUGAAUUCCAGAAAGCCUGUGACAUCCUCCAGAGACUGAGAAACUCCCCUCCAACAUCUCCUACUCCAGCUCAGGUCAGCGUGGCCAACUUACUCAUUGACCUGAGUGAGCAGCUGAUGAUGAUCCCAUUUCAGCAAAAUGACAGUCGGAACCUCAAAACUCCGGCAGUUGUCUGCCCCCUUCAGCCUCUUGGAAGUACAAUAACAACCAAGAAAGGAAGUCAGCAGAUUCUUCAGCAAGACACUGAGCUUGCUGAGGUUGCAGACAUGCUGGAGAUGUCCUUGAUGGCCCUGGGAGAGAUCCACAAAGCAUUUUGCCAGCAGAGCCUGUCUCCUGAGUCGGCAGUGACCUUGACCUCUCCUGAUGCUGCUCUGCUGUUGAGCAGCCAAAAUGUAUCAUCUUUGCCUCUGAGCACUUAUACUCUGGGUGACCCCGCACCCUUGAGGUUAGGUUUUCCAUCAGCAGAAGCGCUGAAAGAGCUCUUGAAUAAACACCCGGGAGUGAACCUUCAGGUAACAGGUCUGGCUUUCAACCCUUUUGAGACUUCAGAUGACAAGAACAUUGUUGGAAGCAUUGGAAAUGUAUUACUGAGCUCUGGUUAUCACUCGCUCCAAGUCCAUGAUUUAAUAGAAGAUAUUGAGAUCGUGCUCUGGAGAAAUGCCAGCAUGGAGACCCAGCCCACCAACCUCAACACAAGUACAGACCGUUUCACAGUCACAGUGAAUAUCACCUCUGUGGAGAAAACCCUCAUUGUGACCAUCGAGCCGGAAAGUCCCCUGCUAAUGACACUCUACCUGGGCUUCCAGGACGAGCCUGACCACACUCACUUCUACCUGAACGUCAGCCUUCCCAGGGACCAGGUGUGGCAGAAAGAUGAGGAGUACACAUGGGUGCUGACACCAGAGAGCCUGCAGUACGGGACUGGCACUUACUACAUCAUGGCUGUGGUAAAUAAAAGUACAGAGGCCAUGCAGUGCACACCUAUCCUGGUCUCAGUGGUAACGGCUGUCACCCAGUGCUAUUUCUGGGACCAAAACAACAGGACAUGGAAGAGCGAUGGAUGCCAAGCAGGCCCGCAGAGCACCAUUUGGAAGACGCAGUGUCUCUGUAAUCACCUGACCUUCUUCAGCAGUGACUUCUUCAUCCUGCCCAGGACGGUGGAUGUGGAAAACACCAUCAAACUGCUGCUUCGUGUGACCAACAACCCCGUUGGGGUGUCAUUGCUGGCCAGCCUUUUAGGAUUCUAUAGCCUCUUAGUCACGUGGGCUUGGAGGAAGGAUCGAGCAGACAUGCAGAAGGUGAAGGUGACUGUCCUGGCUGACAACGACCCCAGCUCUGCAUUUCACUACCUUAUCCAGGUCUACACUGGGUAUCGAAGGAGGGCUGCUACAACAGCCCAGGUUGUUAUCACCCUCUAUGGCUCGGAGGGGCACAGCGAGCCCCACCACCUUUGCGACCCGCAGAAGGCCGUCUUCGAGCGUGGAGCCCUGGAUGUUUUCCUGCUCUCCACUGGGUCCUGGCUGGGGGACCUGCAUGGCCUUCGACUCUGGCAUGACAAUUCCGGCGACAACCCUUCUUGGUAUGUAAGCCAAGUGAUCGUCAGUGAUAUGACUGUGAAGAAGAAAUGGCAUUUCCAGUGCAACUGUUGGCUGGCCGUGGACUUGGGCAACUGCGAGCGUGACAGGGUCUUCACACCAGCCUCCAGGAAGGAGCUCUCUUCCUUCAGACACCUGUUCUCCUCCACGAUCAUAGAAAAGUUCACUCAGGACUAUCUGUGGCUCUCAGUUGCAACUAGACAUCCCUGGAACCAGUUUACAAGAGUCCAGCGGCUCUCUUGCUGUAUGACACUUCUUCUCUGUGACAUGGUCAUCAAUGUUAUGUUCUGGAAGAUGGGUGGUACCACUGCCAAGAGGGGUCCAUUUGCUGUGACCUGGUCAGAGAUACUCAUCAGCGUCCAGACUGCCAUCAUCCUCUUCCCUAUCCAUCUUGUCUUUGGGCGGCUCUUCCAGUUGAUUCACCCACCAGAACCUCUGCCCCGACUUCCUCCCACCCAGGCUGCCUACCCCUUGGGUCUUGCUUAUGAAUCUCCCUCCCCCACACAGGUGGUCACGGAAUUAAAGGAAACUGUGGGAUUCCUGCUCAGGAGAAACACACAUCUGCUCUCAGAGUGUGAACAGUCUUCGUGGAGUUCUUGUGACAUUAACAAGCUGGUGACGCUUUUCUCCAGCCUCAUUUAUUCUCACUUAGAAGACCAAGGCCGUCACCAGCAGACAGAAUCCCGAUGGGAAGACGUGGUUUCUGAAAGCCACCACCAUUUCUGCCGCUACCUGCUCCAAGUUCUACAGAGACUGAAAUCGCACCUAAGUGAGCUCAGUGCUGCCCCUGUUCACCAGCCCUGUGACUUCUCAGAAGCAGUUAGCCAACUUCAAAAGCUCCAGGAAUUCCUGGAGACACAACUUCUUCCCAGGGAGCGAGGGCCCUGCAGGCAGUCAACCAGUUUCCCCAUCCUAAGCCCAGAAGAAAGGAAGACGCCCGUGUCCUUUGGCCUGUUCAAAUGGUUGAAGUACAUUUGCUGGCUCCUCCUAGGUGUCAUUAGCCUGGCUUCGGCUUUUUUUGUAACACUUUAUAGCUUGGAGUUGAACAAAGACCAAGCCACCAGCUGGGUUAUUUCAAUGAUGCUCUCCGUGCUUCAAGACAUCUUUGUCAGCCAGCCACUAAAGGUGACGUUCCUCACAUUCCUGUUCUCACUGACGGCGAACCAGAUGCCAUGGCUCAACAGAGACAAGGAACAACAUGCCAAGAGAAUCGUAGCACUGUGGGCAAAGUGUUCUUCAUCAGCACCUGGUUUGAGAGAUAAGAACAAUCCCAUCUAUACUGCCCCAGCCAUGACCAGCUCGGCCAAGCACCCAAAGACAGCCUGGAAGAAGCAGCUCUUCAAGCUGACUGGUGGUCCUCUGGUCCAGAUCCUCUUUCUGAGCCUGCUGAUGGCUACCGUCUACUCUGCAAGGGACUCCAGUCAGUUUUUCCUCCAUCAAGCUAUCUGGAAGAGGUUUUCUCACCGUCUCUCAGAAAUCAAACUUCUGGAAGAUUUCUACCCAUGGGCCAACCACACCCUCCUUCCUAGCCUAUAUGGGGAUUACAGAGGAUUUAUUACUGAUGGAAACUCCUUUCUUCUGGGCAAUGUUUUGCUUCGCCAGAUUCGCAUCCCUAAUGACACACUCCUCCCGGUAUCUCUCCAUGAACAAGUGACCUCACAUCCCCAGCAUCAGGAGGACAGAGAGAACUACGGGGUUGGCUGGGGCUCCCCUGAUACAAACAUCACAGAAACAGACAGUAUUUGGCAUUAUCAGAAUCAGGAGUCACUGGGAGGCUAUCCCACCCAAGGGGAAUUUGCCACUUACUCAGGAGGAGGAUACAUUGUAAGACUUGGAAGAAACUCCAGUGCCGCAGCCAGAGUCCUGCAGCAUCUGGAGCAGAGGCGCUGGCUGGAUCACUGCACGAAAGCCCUCUUGGUGGAACUCACGGUCUUCAAUGCUAAUGUGAAUCUGCUCUGUGCGGUGACCCUCCUUUUGGAAUCCAACAGUGUGGGGACUUUCUUCACCUCUCUACGACUCGACUUGACUUCCCUCCGGUCAUCAGAAAGGGGCUUUGCUUGGAUUAUCUCACAAGUCACCUACUACCUUCUCGUCUGUUACUAUGCCUUCAAACAGGGCUGUCGGCUGAAACGGCAGGGGUGGGGGUUCCUCACUAGGAAAAGAAACCUUCUGGACACAAGCAUAAUCCUCAUUAGCUUCAGCAUCUUGGGGCUCAACAUGCAGCGCCGUUCUCUCCUUCAUGAAAACAUGCUGCAAUACCGCCGUGACCGGGACAGGUUCAUCAGCUUCUCCGAGGCACUGAAGGUGAACGCCGCUGUCACUCACCUCAUGGGCUUCCUGGUUCUGUUGGUAACUGUGCAGCUGUGGGACCUACUGCGACAGAAUGCCCAGUUGCAGGUCAUCAGCAAGACACUGAACAAGGCCUGGGAUGAGGUGGUGGGCUUCCUCCUGAUCAUCAUCAUCCUGCUGAGCAGCUACGCCAUGACUUUCAACCUGCUGUUCGGAUGGAGUAUCUCUGACUACCAGAGUUUCUUCAGCUCCACAGUGACUGUUGUUGGCCUCUUGACAGGAAUUUCUAACCACAAGGAGGUUAUCGCUCUCUACCCGGUCCUCGGCUCCUUUCUGGUCCUCACUAGUAUCAUCUUGAUGGGACUUGUGAUCAUUAAUCUUUUUGUUUCUGCCAUUCUCAUUGUCUUUGGAAAAGAAAGGAAGGCCCUUGAGAAAGAAGCUACACUGACAGAUAUGUUACUACAAAAGCUCUCAAGUUUGUUAGGAAUCCGAAAGCACCAGAAUCCUGCCUCUGAGAAGCCUGCUGACAACACUGGGUAUUGACAUCUGUGUCUUAAUCUCAUUAUUGCCUAGCCUAGCUUACAUUUUACUGUAUUAUUGAUAAUACUUUACAUUUCAUGACAGAAGUGUAACACUUGGUGUUAGUGGAGAAUCAAAAUCCCAUCGUCUCCAUAACCUUGCUGAUGGACUUCAGCAGUGUAAUAAGGAGAAUGAUACGCUAAGUACAUAGC
Peromyscus maniculatus bairdii (prairie deer mouse) is the source of this 4874-nucleotide messenger RNA. NCBI's taxonomy places the organism in Eukaryota, Metazoa, Chordata, Mammalia, Rodentia, Cricetidae. The record is from RefSeq and is a predicted model, not a curated record.